This is a messenger RNA of Kalmanozyma brasiliensis GHG001, 1647 nucleotides long. RefSeq lists its product as uncharacterized. NCBI's taxonomy places the organism in Eukaryota, Fungi, Basidiomycota, Ustilaginomycetes, Ustilaginales. The record is from RefSeq and is a predicted model, not a curated record. The transcript has a single exon. The coding region runs from base 1 to 1647 and encodes 548 amino acids.
AUGGCGACCAUUCCCCAAUCCAGUCGUAGGCGUUCGGCAUCCCAACGGAUCUUUGAUCGACCUGCCGACUUGCACCUCGCCUGGUCCGCGAGUCAAGAAGCGGCGAUGCUCAGAUCGUAUCAGUCACCUGGCCCGUCUGUUCACUCGCGCUUCACCGACACACAUUCUAUAAAGUCUCUACCGAGCACAACAAGACCAUCUCAUCCAUACAGCAGCUUCCUCCCUUCCAGCGACGACGAAGGUGCCAGUACGGAUACUCCUCCAACAUCAUCCGCUUCCACCGACUACUUUGCCCGAUCCGUUGAGACCGCUGCGAAAAGCUUGCUGCUCAAGAGCGGACAUCUGACGUGGCGCAGCUCGACAGAUAAGCCCAGCAGGCGAGGUGCUCUCAGCGGCUUCGAAAAGGCCCUCCGACGAAGACAAGCCGCCAAAGACCGCAUCCACAUCAAAGACCCGGACGUGUUUGUCACUCUCGAGCAGAAUUUCCCCUGCAAUGACGACUUUGCGCCAACUCACAAGCCGUGGAACCUUCGCAGCUUUUCAUCCGAGCCCUUUCUCGCCAGCCCCGACGCGCGCGAUCCGUCUGCCUUCGAAGCCGACCGGCUGUUCUCGAGACCGCGAGGCGUGGGCUCAGAGCAGAGUCGAUGGAUCGCGCCUCCGAGCUGGGGCGUGGCAGCUACGUCUCCGUCUCCAAGCGACUCGAGGUCCUCGGCAUCAUCCGAGGCGCCGCAGACGCCGAGGUCUGUUCCACCGUGCACCUCUGAGGCAGGCGGGAUCCUCCUCAGCCUCUACUCGCAGGACUCAGUGAAGCUUCGUUCCACAUCGCAACGAAAUUUGCAGAUGCGACUGCGAGUCACACGGUCAAGCACGGUCGAGAUGCAGUCGUGUCCCUCCGACGCAGCGAACGACGAACCGGUUCAGAUCCGACAUAAGCAGCUCGUGAUCACUGGCGAGGCCUUGGGACUUUCUCGACCGCACGAUCUAGAUCUCGUCUCGUCGGAUCCGUAUAGCCGGCGACCGACGAAUGCAGUCUGCAUCGUGAGCUCGGCAAACGUGACCGACCUGUGCGAGUGGCAGCGUGCCCUCGAGGGUGCGAUCGACCGAGGUCGUUCUGCCUACCGCGAUCGUUUCGAGCGGCGACGAUCGAGUGCAUCCAUGUUGGACACGAUCGCGCUAUUCGAGCAGCUACAAGAUCGAACGCGCGAAGAGUGGUGUUUGGAUACCACCACGCCGAUGUUAGGCGCCUCUUCCUCCUUGCCCUCGCUCGAACCGUCUUCGACGCGCGAAGCAACCGAGUCGGACUUCUCCGCUUCCGCCUUUAUCGACUACUACGCCUCCCCCACCACCACAACCACCACCGCGUCGACACCGUACAGCUUCAAAGAUGCGUAUCUGAGCAUCAUGCGUCGGUACGCGGACAGCGAGCUCACGUCGCCCCUCGCCAGUGGCCCGCGGUCCGGAAGGCUCGACGUGCCCGUGUCGCCAUGCAGCUUCGAUUUCGAAGACGACGAGGACGAAUCCCCGUGCAGCCCGCUCGACCCAUGGCUACCGCAACGUGCGGCAAAGGGAUCGAUCAGCUCCGCCAGCAGCAACUCGUAUGCGGAUGAGACCGUCCGGCAGAUCUUUGCGGAGGGCUUCAGAUGUUGA